Messenger RNA from Acanthoscelides obtectus, 393 nucleotides. NCBI's taxonomy places the organism in Eukaryota, Metazoa, Arthropoda, Insecta, Coleoptera, Chrysomelidae. The record is from the annotation of a GenBank genome assembly.
AUGGAAUUGGCUUUAUUGGAGACUGUUAACAUCAGAGCUCAGUUAGAUUCAGCAUAUUUGAGAAAUAUACAACAGCAUAAUGAUACCGUUACAAAAAACACAUUGAGAAUGGAAGAAUUAGCUCAUAUAGGAAAAGCAAAGUCUUAUUAUCAGUUGAUGAAAAUUUCCCUGAUGAGAUCUAGAAAAAAAGUAAAAAAUCUCCAAACAAGUGUUGGUGCUUUGCGGAAAAGAAUUAAAACUCUAAGUGGUUUAUUUAAACUUUUGAAGCAGAAGAUGCACAUAACAGAUUCAGCUGAAACUGUAUUGAAGAAUAGAGAUGAUCUUAGCAGCGACUUGCAAGUCGCCGGGAUACCGGUGACAGCGACCUUAAAGUCUAGUGUAUAUGUUUUGUGA